AUGUUAAUCUAAAUAUUACUAAUACUUUUUGGGAUGCUGUUCUGUUUGUUUUUAAUCAAGCCUUUGAUUGCUAUGAUGAAAUUAAAAUUAUAAUUUGGGUCAGCUUGUAGAAUCUAGUUUGGAAUAUAUUAAAUUUUGGGAUUGCAUAGCUCAUCUUUCAUUGAGAAGAUGAGGAGACAAUCGAUACCAAAAACUGUUAAGUUUAUUGUACAUAAUUUCGCUUGGACUGUUUAAAUCUUAAUCAUUGAUCCUGACUAUUAUCAAUACAUGUUAAUCAACCAUGAAAAUUAUUCUUAAAUUAAUGAUUUAAAUUCAAAGUAAAAUAAUAUUUAUAAUCAAGCCAAUUAUUGGAUGAAGGAAUAAUGUUUCAAUAGGGAGAAAAGUGGAAGAAAUAACGGGAAUUAUUUAUUUAGUAUUUUGAUAUUGAGAAACUCAAAAGUAAUUUACCAACCAUAAAUGAGAUUAUUCAAAAACAUAUCAAGUAAUAUGAUUAAUCUAAUGAUAAUAUUAAAAGUCUAAUAUUGAAAAUAAUCAGUGAUAUUUAUCUUUAUAGUUUUUUUGGAUAAGAUGCAAAUAAAUUGUAGAUUAAUCACAAAUGUAUAGGACUAGAAACUAUAGAUUUGUUUUAAUCCUUAUCAAAACUUAGUAAUAAACCCUAUUAUUUAUGUAAAACAAUUCUUUUUGGAGUCUAAGCUUUAAAAAUGUUUCCUAAUGCAGAAGAAUAAAUCAUUCAAACAAAAAUAAAUAAUAUUAAGUUCUCAAUUGAAAAAAUUAUUCAAAAAAGAAUAGUUUAACAUGAACUUAAAUUGGAUGAAGAUGAAAAUGAAAUAUCCCAAAUUCCAGAUGAUUUCCUUAGUUUAUAUAUUUAAGCUUAUCUUCAAUCUAAAAAAGGGAACAAUAGAAUAUCUUUUGAGGAAAUAAAAUAACAGUUCUUUACUUUCUUUAAAAUAGGCAGUUAAACAACCACUUAAAUAAUUUAAGCAAGUUUACACUAUUUGGCAGAGUAUCCAGAAAUCUAGAAUCAAUUAAGAUAAGAAAUAUUGAGCUUUUGCAAAGUAGAAAUUAUUCAAACUCAAGAAUUAAAGAGCUUAGUACACUUAAGUGCUUUCUUAAAUGAAGUGUUGAGAUUCAUUAAUCCUCUUCCUAUUGUUAGAAAGGUGUAAAAAUCUCACUUCAUAAAAGAUCUAAAAUUAGAUAGAGGUAGAUAUAUUUUUAAUCAUUCAUAGAUUGGAUUGUAAUGAUAGAUUAUUCAAUUACUAAUUUAUAAGAAAAAUAUUAUGAUAAUCCUAAAGAAUUCGAUUACUAGAGAUGGCUCUAAUCUUAAUCAAUUAAAGAGAACAAUAAUUAUAUUUUUAUACCAUUUUCAAAUGGACCAAGAAAUUGUGUUGGGUCAAGUUUAGUAACGAUAAUUUACCAGAUAAUCCUUGCAAAUAUUUUAAGGAAUUUUGAAAUAACUAAUAACGAGAUAUCAACAACUAACAAGGAAAUUGCUUUUGUANUAUAAUUAGAAAUGUUUUGUUGUUCAUCUUAAAAGUAAAAUAAAAUCCAAAAGCUACAUAGGAGUAUAAUGAUUUAUGAUUUGAAAGUUAGAAAUUUAAAGUAUCAAGACGCAAAGAAAAUUAAAUAAAAUGAAUAACAAUGUAGAUAUAAGAUAAAUUAUUUGAUUCUUUUUAUAUUAUAACCUGUAAUUCGUAUUAAAUUAUAGAAGUUUUAAUAAUUAUAUUAAAUAAGUUUAAAUGUUAAUCUAAAUAUUACUAAUACUUUUUGGGAUGCUGUUCUGUUUGUUUUUAAUCAAGCCUUUGAUUGCUAUGAUGAAAUUAAAAUUAUAAUUUGGGUCAGCUUGUAGAAUCUAGUUUGGAAUAUAUUAAAUUUUGGGAUUGCAUAGCUCAUCUUUCAUUGAGAAGAUGAGGAGACAAUCGAUACCAAAAACUGUUAAGUUUAUUGUACAUAAUUUCGCUUGGACUGUUUAAAUCUUAAUCAUUGAUCCUGACUAUUAUCAAUACAUGUUAAUCAACCAUGAAAAUUAUUCUUAAAUUAAUGAUUUAAAUUCAAAGUAAAAUAAUAUUUAUAAUCAAGCCAAUUAUUGGAUGAAGGAAUAAUGUUUCAAUAGGGAGAAAAGUGGAAGAAAUAACGGGAAUUAUUUAUUUAGUAUUUUGAUAUUGAGAAACUCAAAAGUAAUUUACCAACCAUAAAUGAGAUUAUUCAAAAACAUAUCAAGUAAUAUGAUUAAUCUAAUGAUAAUAUUAAAAGUCUAAUAUUGAAAAUAAUCAGUGAUAUUUAUCUUUAUAGUUUUUUUGGAUAAGAUGCAAAUAAAUUGUAGAUUAAUCACAAAUGUAUAGGACUAGAAACUAUAGAUUUGUUUUAAUCCUUAUCAAAACUUAGUAAUAAACCCUAUUAUUUAUGUAAAACAAUUCUUUUUGGAGUCUAAGCUUUAAAAAUGUUUCCUAAUGCAGAAGAAUAAAUCAUUCAAACAAAAAUAAAUAAUAUUAAGUUCUCAAUUGAAAAAAUUAUUCAAAAAAGAAUAGUUUAACAUGAACUUAAAUUGGAUGAAGAUGAAAAUGAAAUAUCCCAAAUUCCAGAUGAUUUCCUUAGUUUAUAUAUUUAAGCUUAUCUUCAAUCUAAAAAAGGGAACAAUAGAAUAUCUUUUGAGGAAAUAAAAUAACAGUUCUUUACUUUCUUUAAAAUAGGCAGUUAAACAACCACUUAAAUAAUUUAAGCAAGUUUACACUAUUUGGCAGAGUAUCCAGAAAUCUAGAAUCAAUUAAGAUAAGAAAUAUUGAGCUUUUGCAAAGUAGAAAUUAUUCAAACUCAAGAAUUAAAGAGCUUAGUACACUUAAGUGCUUUCUUAAAUGAAGUGUUGAGAUUCAUUAAUCCUCUUCCUAUUGUUAGAAAGGUGUAAAAAUCUCACUUCAUAAAAGAUCUAAAAUUAGAUAGAGGUAGAUAUAUUUUUAAUCAUUCAUAGAUUGGAUUGUAAUGAUAGAUUAUUCAAUUACUAAUUUAUAAGAAAAAUAUUAUGAUAAUCCUAAAGAAUUCGAUUACUAGAGAUGGCUCUAAUCUUAAUCAAUUAAAGAGAACAAUAAUUAUAUUUUUAUACCAUUUUCAAAUGGACCAAGAAAUUGUGUUGGGUCAAGUUUAGUAACGAUAAUUUACCAGAUAAUCCUUGCAAAUAUUUUAAGGAAUUUUGAAAUAACUAAUAACGAGAUAUCAACAACUAACAAGGAAAUUGCUUUUGUANAAUUAUUCUUAAAUUAAUGAUUUAAAUUCAAAGUAAAAUAAUAUUUAUAAUCAAGCCAAUUAUUGGAUGAAGGAAUAAUGUUUCAAUAGGGAGAAAAGUGGAAGAAAUAACGGGAAUUAUUUAUUUAGUAUUUUGAUAUUGAGAAACUCAAAAGUAAUUUACCAACCAUAAAUGAGAUUAUUCAAAAACAUAUCAAGUAAUAUGAUUAAUCUAAUGAUAAUAUUAAAAGUCUAAUAUUGAAAAUAAUCAGUGAUAUUUAUCUUUAUAGUUUUUUUGGAUAAGAUGCAAAUAAAUUGUAGAUUAAUCACAAAUGUAUAGGACUAGAAACUAUAGAUUUGUUUUAAUCCUUAUCAAAACUUAGUAAUAAACCCUAUUAUUUAUGUAAAACAAUUCUUUUUGGAGUCUAAGCUUUAAAAAUGUUUCCUAAUGCAGAAGAAUAAAUCAUUCAAACAAAAAUAAAUAAUAUUAAGUUCUCAAUUGAAAAAAUUAUUCAAAAAAGAAUAGUUUAACAUGAACUUAAAUUGGAUGAAGAUGAAAAUGAAAUAUCCCAAAUUCCAGAUGAUUUCCUUAGUUUAUAUAUUUAAGCUUAUCUUCAAUCUAAAAAAGGGAACAAUAGAAUAUCUUUUGAGGAAAUAAAAUAACAGUUCUUUACUUUCUUUAAAAUAGGCAGUUAAACAACCACUUAAAUAAUUUAAGCAAGUUUACACUAUUUGGCAGAGUAUCCAGAAAUCUAGAAUCAAUUAAGAUAAGAAAUAUUGAGCUUUUGCAAAGUAGAAAUUAUUCAAACUCAAGAAUUAAAGAGCUUAGUACACUUAAGUGCUUUCUUAAAUGAAGUGUUGAGAUUCAUUAAUCCUCUUCCUAUUGUUAGAAAGGUGUAAAAAUCUCACUUCAUAAAAGAUCUAAAAUUAGAUAGAGGUAGAUAUAUUUUUAAUCAUUCAUAGAUUGGAUUGUAAUGAUAGAUUAUUCAAUUACUAAUUUAUAAGAAAAAUAUUAUGAUAAUCCUAAAGAAUUCGAUUACUAGAGAUGGCUCUAAUCUUAAUCAAUUAAAGAGAACAAUAAUUAUAUUUUUAUACCAUUUUCAAAUGGACCAAGAAAUUGUGUUGGGUCAAGUUUAGUAACGAUAAUUUACCAGAUAAUCCUUGCAAAUAUUUUAAGGAAUUUUGAAAUAACUAAUAACGAGAUAUCAACAACUAACAAGGAAAUUGCUUUUGUACAAUAAGAUAAUUCUUUAAAAUUAAGACCAAUUAACUAAAGAUGA
Molecule: messenger RNA, 4493 nt
Organism: Paramecium pentaurelia
Lineage: Eukaryota; Ciliophora; Oligohymenophorea; Peniculida; Parameciidae
Source: the annotation of a GenBank genome assembly